Amphiprion ocellaris (clown anemonefish) is the source of this 1581-nucleotide messenger RNA. It is a transcript of the gene khk, whose product is annotated as ketohexokinase. The coding region runs from base 54 to 1190 and encodes 378 amino acids. NCBI's taxonomy places the organism in Eukaryota, Metazoa, Chordata, Actinopteri, Pomacentridae. Gene Ontology annotation, biological process: fructose metabolic process. Gene Ontology annotation, molecular function: ketohexokinase activity. The record is from RefSeq and is a predicted model, not a curated record. The transcript has 9 exons.
UCAUUUCCUCUCCUGUCUAGCAGGUGGCAGCAGCUCUUUAAUGCUGCAUCAGAAUGACUCAGAGGGAUGAUUAUAUGUUUGUGUGUCAAAGUCCAGCGGUGUGUGUUAGUGUGUGUUUUAGUGUGUGUGUCGGGACCAACAUGGAGGAGCAGAAGAAGAUUCUGUGUGUCGGCCUGGUGUGUCUUGACAUCAUCAACGUCGUCGACAAAUACCCUGAAGAAGACACUGACAGCAGGUGUCUGUCGCAGCGCUGGCAGCGAGGAGGAAACGCCUCCAACUCCUGCACGGUUCUGUCGCUGCUUGGGGCUCCCUGCGCCUUCAUGGGCUCGCUGUCCACCGGACCGGUGGCCGAUUUUAUUUUGGAGGAUUUUCAGAAGUCCUGCAUUGACGUGUCGCUGGUUUCUGAGCAUGCUCAGUGCAUCUUUCCAGCCUCUGUGGUCAUCAGCAACGUCAGCACAGGAAGCCGGACCAUCCUGCACAUGAACAGGUUCAUCAUGGCUGACUUCUCGCGGUGUUCAGUCGACGCCUCUCAAGUGGUUUGGCAGCUGGAAGGUCGGACUCCGUGUGCAUGUUGUUUGGUCUGUCCGUCCAGUGGGACUCGAACCGUCAUUCUCUCUGAUACGAACCUUCCUGAUGUCACAGCGGAGGAUUUCUCCGAAGUGGACCUCAGUCAGUUCAGGUGGAUUCACUGGGAGGGUCGGAACGCUGACGAACAGGUGAAGAUGAUCCAGCAGGUGGCGACGUACAACAGCAGGUUGCCACAGCAACAGAGGAUCACCGUCUCUGUGGAGAUUGAGAAGACCAGAGAGCUGCUGUACCAGCUGUUUCCACACGGCGACGUGGUGUUUGUCAGUAAAGACGUCGCUCGGCAUUUUGGCUUCCAGUCGGCUGAAGCUGCUCUCAGAGGAUUCUACCCUCAAGUGAGACAGGGGGCUGUCCUGAUCUGUGCCUGGGCAGAAAAAGGAGCGUCUGCUUUAGGUCCUGAUGGUUUUUUCCAUUCAGACGCUUUUCCUCCACCAAGUCUGGUCGACACUCUGGGAGCCGGAGACACUUUCAACGCUGCAGUGAUCUACAGGCUGUCCCACGGCAGGACUUUACAGGAAGCUCUGACCUUCGGUUGCAGGGUCGCCGGUGCCAAGUGUGGUUUCCAUGGUUACGAUGCCAUUGCCGAAAAGUUUUCUAACAAGUGACCAAAGAGUUAAAAACUGGUUUAUUUUCAGUUUGAGGUUAAAAAAGGAGAAAACAAACAGUAUUUCUUUCAGCACUCAGAUGAAUUUUAUUUAAUUUUCAGUUUGAAAAGUGAACUUUGAUUAAAAAACUGUGACUGAUGUGUUCAUUAACACGAGGAAGAGCUGCACGUUUACAAUGAUUCACCGAUCUGUGAUGCUCACUGCUGAUCAAUAAGUGAUUAAUAGUUCGUUAGCUGGUUGAUCAUUAGUAUGAACUGAUAGUGAAGUGAUGUAUAAUAAACUAAUUAAAGCUGCUAAUUAAAGUUGCUGUGAUGAGGUGAGUUUAAAUUAAGUGACUUUUUGUUAAAAUGUUUUGUUUUUUAACUGAUAAAAAUAAAAUCUGAUCAACAAA